Achroia grisella is the source of this 4055-nucleotide messenger RNA. RefSeq names its product ral guanine nucleotide dissociation stimulator (gene Rgl). NCBI's taxonomy places the organism in Eukaryota, Metazoa, Arthropoda, Insecta, Lepidoptera, Pyralidae. Gene Ontology annotation, molecular function: guanyl-nucleotide exchange factor activity. Bases 359 to 2599 code for a protein of 746 amino acids. The record is from RefSeq and is a predicted model, not a curated record. Gene Ontology annotation, cellular component: plasma membrane. Gene Ontology annotation, biological process: Ras protein signal transduction; positive regulation of GTPase activity. The transcript is spliced from 8 exons.
CGCGGAACUGCUGGAGUCGUCUUGUCAACGCGUUUUAUUCGGUCAUUUCCUUAGUUCAAUGACGAUUUAUAAACAGUGUUUAGUAAAUUUAAACGUAUUACCUUAUUUAUUUUAUUACUUUAGUGAGAGUGUCAAGUUUUAAGUGAACUCAAUGCUUGUCGUUACAUUAAGUGAUAAUAUUUUAUAAUAAAUUUACACUGUUUGUAACUAGUGGUGGUAAUUUGCAUUGUAAAUAGUGUACUGAUUAAGGGUUAGUGUCUUAGUCUGUGACAUUUUGAAUUAAGAAAUAAUUAUGAAUUGUGACGUCGGGAAAGAUAGUAGUACAGUGGAUAAAGAAGUUGAGGUUGGUUGAGGAGUGAUGCUGGUGCGGGGAUGUGCGGGGGGUGAGCUGCGGCACUCGUUGGCCGAGCGGACAAAAGCGUUGGCGGCGCGCUGCCACGCGCUGCGCUCGCCGGCGCGCGCCGACCAGCGCAGCGCGGAGCGCCGCCGCCCUAGGCACCGCAAAUCGCAAACACGCUGGUAUGUCAAGCAGCCGACAUGGCGGUUGUGGGGGGAGGAGCGCGUCGACGGCGCUAUCUACACCGUCUACCUGAAGAAAGUACGCUACCACCGGCCUACGAGGAGCGCCUCUAGCGAAUCGGAUGAUGAGAUAUCCCACCUGGAGUGGGAGACGGUGCGCGUGCGCUUCGUGAAAGCGGGUACCGUUGAGCGGCUUGUGGAGGCGCUCGCCACGGACGAUGGCGAGCUCGAAUCCACUUAUGUCAACGUAUUCUUGGCCACUUAUAGAUCGUUCGCGGAGUGCAAUCGAGUACUGGACCUACUGCUUCGACGAUAUGAAGCAUUGGCUGCGGAGGAUGUGGUCCGAACAGCAGCAAUCGAUACAUCACUACAACACCGAAAGACUCUGGUGGCAUGUCUCCAUGUAUGGUUGGAUACCUAUCCGGAGGACUUUCGCCAAGCUCCGCACCAUCCCGCACUGCAACAGCUACUCGCCUUCACACAGCUUCAUUUGACAGGCUCGGAGCUACAUUUGAAGGUGUUACAGAAGUUAGCAAUAUUCAGUGCAGAACGCAAUGGGUCCGGCGUCGGAGGCGGCGUGUGCCUGGCGCCCGGUAUGCGGCUCACGGCGCACCAUACCAGCACCUACCGACUGCCGCAUGUACCCCACCGACACUUCGCCGAACAGUUAACUAGAAUGGACAUGGAAUUGUUCAAGAAGCUAGUACCUCAUCAAUGUCUAGGUGCAGUCUGGUCACGGCGAGACAAAGACCGAUCUCAUGACGCCGCGACUGUCUCGGCCACGGUAAAUCAAUUUAAUGCAGUGUCCUUUAGAGUUAUUUCUACAGUAUUAGUUGAACCCAAUUUAAAGGCUCAUGAGAGAGCCGAUAUACUCGCGUCCUGGUUAGAUAUUGCCCGUGAAUUGAGAGUACUCAAGAAUUUUUCAUCGUUGAAAGCCAUAAUAUCGGGAUUACAAAGUAAUCCCGUCUAUAGAUUGAGAAAGACAUGGGCUUUACUACAGAAGGAGAAGUCGGAGUUGUUUGAUGAGCUCGCCCGAAUUUUUAGCGAGGAUAAUAAUAGAUGGGCUCAGAGAGAACUGUUAAUGCGCGAGGGAACGGCUAAGUUUGCCGAUACAGUUGGCGAAAAUGAUCGACAACUACAAAAGCUUCUACAUGAACGGGGAUCACCUGGGGUGAGCCAUGGGACCAUACCCUAUUUGGGAACUUUUCUAACUGAUCUUACUAUGAUCGAUACUGCUAUACCAGAUACAGUGGCAGAUGGUCUUAUAAAUUUUGAUAAACGUAGGAAGGAAUUCGAAGUUCUUGCCCAAAUAAAAUUACUUCAGGGCGCUGCAAACGCCUACCAACUACCUCCAGAUCCAAUGUUUGACCGUUGGUUCGAUUCAGUUAUAGUGUUGGACGAUCGAGAAGCGUAUCAGCUUUCAUGUCAAAUAGAACCACCAACAAACCCGCCCAAAGAAAGGCGACCGAAGAAGAUAAACGAUUGUAAUAAUCAAGGACACAGAAAGAAUGACUCGAUCGCUAGUACGAGUUCCAGUAAUAGUUCACAAUUCUAUUGCGAAACUGACGGAACUGGGAAUGCCUGGAAGAGAGACAGUUUAGAACGUCGAGCGUCACCAACUAGAUUAUCUCAUGGCUCAUCGUCGUCGUCUUUACCUUCUCUGGAUGUGUCUCUGUCUAGUGCAAAUAGUAAUCAAAAACAAGCGAAUGGUAAAACAAGCGCAGCGAGUCCGGCACAUGCGAAUUCGCGAAGCGGACCAGACUUCUAUAUUAUUCGAGUCACUUUCGAGUCGGAUUGCGUGGAGACGGAAGGCGUAGUAUUAUACAAAUCCAUAAUGCUGAGCAACAACGAGCGAACUCCGCAGGUGAUACGCAACGCGAUGCUGAAACUCAACUUAGAGGGUGAUCCCGAUGGAUACACAUUGGCUCAAGUCUUACCAGACAGAGAAAUGGUGCUCCCUGCAAACGCCAACGUAUAUUACGCCGUAAACACAGCAUACAACUUAAAUUUUAUUUUGCGUCCACGCAAAGCAACGCAGAAUGAGCUCGUAAAUGGAAAGGCACGAGGCAAGCGUCCCUGAUUGUACACGCAGUAAGCCUUCGCCUGGGCAUUCUUUUGGCGCAGAACCCUGUGAUCCUGUACAAAUCCUCAAGUUCCUCUCAUUGUUUAUUUUGUGUCUGUUGUGUUAACUGUACUAUUUUAUUGAACGGGACUGAUGUUUCAUUAAAAGUGUACUCAAUUGCGAAUUAUAUUACUAAAAAUAAUACAAAGGUACUGAUAAAAAAGUUACUCCUAAUGCCACCCUUUUUUUAUCCGUAGGAAUAUAAAUAAGUAUUGUUUAUAUGUAAAUGUGACUUAGCAUUUUGUAUAUAAAGAAUGAUGAAAGUGUAAAUAAAAACUCAAUACCUUAGAAUAAUACUGAGCCAAAGGCAAAUAAUUAUGUCUAAGUGCAAGGUGCUGUUUACUUGUAUACAAAAUUAGAGAAGAGCUUUAAAUGAAAAGAUUUUGAGAAACCGAAUUCACUGUACGGCAUAUACUACUUAUAUAUUUAUAUUUGUAUAUGUGCUUUGAAGAAUUUAAUAUUGUACAUAUGUCAAAGUAUUUUGUACGUUAAAUAGUUGUUAGAAAUUGCUAGCUGUUUACAAUUUUAGAAAAUGUUUAGGAAGAGUUGAAUGUUAUACUCGAGUCUGAAGACCAGAUAGAAAAUUAGUUUAAUUGAUAAAAGGAGUAAUAAAAUUUUUUCAGGUGUUUAUUGUUAUAAAAUAUCACAUUUCAGUAAGUUCUUUUAGUUUUUUUUUGGCGUGUAUUAAAUUACACAAUGAAAAUUAAUUUACAAAUUCAAAUUGCACCAUAUUUCAGAACGGGUUAGGAUAUUCGAAAUUCAAAUUAAUUAUGCCCUAAUUUUUAGUUAACAUAAUUAUUUGGGUAUUUUCGAUAAAUUAUAUACUUAUGUACUUAAAGUUAUAUAUUACUGGGUACAUAAUUUAUUUUGGCAUUAUGUAACACAUUAUUUAACAUUUAAUAACGUAAUGAUAUUGAUUUUGAACUGUAUGUUUUUUUUACAAUUAUAAACAAAUUUUCUUACAGCCGGAUACCAUAUCUUUAAAUUAUUUGAACUUAGGUUUCUAAGUAAUUCUAAACACAUAGGUGUAUAAAUUAUUAAAAUACGUAUCGUUUCAACAUCACUUAUAUUUGCAAGGCGAUAGAAAUUAACAAAAAUAGAAUGACAAUUCUGAAAGAAAGUUUUGGUUACUUCUCUUCAUUAGUAGUAAUGUGUAAGUUAGAACAUACUUUUUCUCUCAUAUUUAUAUUUAUUGUCUCAUAGAUUUCACUUAUGUUUACAAUCUCAGAAUAUUAAUAAGUUUAUUUUAAGUAAAUUUCUAUUUUUUUUCUACUUUAUAAUUCAACCCGUUGGUUACCUAUGCCCUAUGAUAUUAAAUAACAAUUUGUAAAUAUUUGUAUUUAAAUUAUGUGUAAUUUUGUAGUUUUCCACCAACGUCUCAGUAAUGUGUUUAUAAAAUAUUUGUGUAAUAAAA